Molecule: messenger RNA, 995 nt
Organism: Pseudo-nitzschia multistriata
Lineage: Eukaryota; Bacillariophyta; Bacillariophyceae; Bacillariales; Bacillariaceae
Source: the annotation of a GenBank genome assembly
AACAUCCUACGGUACGGUACUGGGUACGGUUGUUUGAGUACGUAGGCGUACGUACGUACAGUAUGGAGAGAUCAACCAACAGUGUCAUUCAUUCCUCCGGUUCGAUUCGAAUUCGGUAGAACAACGGAAGGAUCCCCACGAGCAGUAUUUUUCAAGCCAUUGCUUUCGUAGAAGGAUAUUAUAGAUUAUUACUGUAUUCAUUAUGAACCGAUUGCGUCCCGUGCUGGCACGCGGAAAGAAGCAGCAUCCACGCCAUUCGUGGUUGACUGGCUUGGUCGCUACGUACUAUAGUCGUCCCGACCACCACGAACCAUACACGGGAGCCAGCAGUCCUUCCUUCUCUGUUGUGGUGCUCCCCGUCCACUGGUUCAACCCAUCGUACCGUUGGACGCAUUGUAUCCGUGGUCGGAUUCCAUGUCGCCCGCCGAGGGCACCACGCAGGACAGCUCGAGGUCGCUCUCGCCCUCUCCGGCGGAGACUUCCAGCUGCAUGACGUAGUUUUUCGCGUCCGGGUUGGGCCUCCACAACACCGAGACGCCAAACAAAACGAACAGGUAGUUGGCGUGCCCGAUGGCCUGCAGGAUCCACAUCUGGUCCCGGGUGAGGUACWGRRUGAAGAACUGGACCAGGKUCACCACGAUCAWCGCACCGAUGAUCCACAGUGCCGUGAGGAUCAGGCACUUCAGCUUGUAGUGCCGGCGCAGCUUGGAGUGCUGGUUCAUGUUUCGGAGGUAUUCCGUGGUCGCUUUCAGGGAGGAGAUGAUCCACCAGAAAAAUACCAUGUCGAUGGCAACCACGACCGCGGACAGGAUCAGCGAGAUGUCGACCAGCUCUUCCUCUUUGGUGAGGGACACCGAAUUGAUCGAUGUCGCGGCGGUGAUGCCGAAAUAGUCGCGGGCAAAGACCACACCGGCAUACGCGAGACCCAAAAAGACAAUCUUGUACAGCGACGAUCCCAGGCUGUCUCGCACGACGCCCCAKCCCAUGGCGACCAU